Molecule: messenger RNA, 6665 nt
Organism: Oncorhynchus gorbuscha (pink salmon)
Lineage: Eukaryota; Metazoa; Chordata; Actinopteri; Salmoniformes; Salmonidae
Product: multiple PDZ domain protein-like
Exons: 42
Coding region: 531-5528 (1665 amino acids)
Molecular function (GO): protein binding
Source: RefSeq, a predicted model, not a curated record
CAUAUCUCUUCCUUUAGCUAGAUAAUUUAGUAGCUAGUUAGCUAGUUUUAUCUUCUUUUGGGAUUAACUAACACAUUUGUUGUGGUUUGUUAACUUGAGACAUCUGUGGCAUUUGUGUUACUUGGCAAAUAUAAACGUGGCUUAGUUUAUCUGUCGAAACUUGUUUCCCACUGGCUAUGUAAAUAGUUAACCCAUGCUAAUGGCUUACUGACUGACAGAAGGACAAUUUGUGUAUUUCUCACAAAGAUUUGAACGUAUACUUUUAGUGUUGUAUUGUGAAGUGUUGCAAAAGGGCUGUAAUUGUGAUGAUGCUUAGCCAACUUGAUGGACCCAGCUCAAAAGCAGUACGGCCUUGUACUCCGUAGUAAUGGAGGCGAUCACUAAUUGUUCUUGAUUGGCCUUUUAUUCGAUGCAUUAUCAUCUGCCUAAAGAUGAUUAGAAUUGUUGUUAUGAGCUUUGUUUUUUAUGUAAACUUGCCCUGCUUCCUCACAGGCUGCAUCACAAAGAUACUCUGAGACCGAGUUAGGACAAUGUAUGAAAAUGUCCCAACAGUCUCCAUGGUGGAGCGCCAACAGGUAUUGCAGGCUUUGGAGCGGCUGCAGGCCAAGAUGGCCCAGAGGGAGGAGUGGACCCACAGUGAGAGGCUGGGGGUGCUGAGGGAUGCUCUACAGAGCCCACUGCUAGGACACAUCCUCACGCUGCAGCAUUCAAUCAAACAACUCAAAGACCAGGGGAGGCAGACAGAGCACAUCAGCCUGCCUAAGCCCUUGUCUGGGGGCCUGGGCUUCAGUGUGGUGGGUCUAGGGGCCGAAGGGACAGGGGACCACGGGGUCUUCAUCAGACACGUCCAGCCUAGGAGCAUCGCACACGGGGAUGGGCGCAUACAGGAGAACGACCAGAUCCUGGUGAUCAACGGGACGCCCCUGGACCAGAGUGUCACCCAGCAUCAGGCCAUCGCUCUCCUGCAGCAGCCUGGGGACAGGGUGGAUCUAGUGGUGGCCAGGGAUCCUGCCACCAUCGCACAGCAUACACACACCCUCCCGCCCCAACUCCCGCCUGGGCCCAGUCACAAGGAGCAGUGGGGCCACAUGGAGGAGAUGGAGCUGCUGAACGACGGCUCGGGCCUGGGCUUUGGGAUUGUUGGAGGCAAGGCCACUGGGGUGGUGGUGCGGACUCUGGUUCCAAACAGUGUGGCUGACAAGGAUGGGCGCCUGCGUACAGGUGACCACAUCCUGCGUAUUGGUGAGACCCCCACAGGUGGCUUGACCAGCGACCAGGUGAUCAAGGUGCUGCAGGGCUGCGGGAGCCACGUGCGCAUGCUCAUCGCCCGUGACCCCUCGGGACAGUACUCCACCUUCCCGCCGCCUCCUCCCCCGCCCUCCACCAGCCCCGUCUCUGUCUUACCCUCUGGAGUCGAACCCCAGAGUAGGAUCCACAGGACGCCCAACCUGGAGGGUUAUGAGAUUCAUAAAGUGCCUCUGAGGAAGAAGGAGGGCCAGAGCCUGGGGAUCACCAUCAUCGGAUACAACUCCUUAACCCGCGAAGACGCGGUCGGGGUGUUUGUGAAGAACGUGGUUCCUGGGAGUGCCGCUGAGCAGAGCGGAAACAUCCGGAUCUAUGACAGAAUAAUAGAGCUGGACGGGGUGAGCCUGCAGGGCUUCACUAACCAGGAGGUUCUGGAGGUGAUGAAGCAGACAGGCCAGACGGUCCUCCUCACCCUGGUCAGGAAGAUAGCCUCGCCCAAACCGUCACUGGAGAGGUCCCUGGACAAAGGUGUGGAGGAGAUCUCUCUGUCUGAGCUGGAGCUGAAGGACAAAUGGGAGCAGUCUCUGGGGCCACAGUACGAUGUUCUGGUGGUUGAACUGGACCCUGUUAUUGAAGAUGAUGCUGAACUACAGAAUUACUCCAAGCUACUACCCAUCCACACCAUGCGUCUGGGGGUGGAGUUGGACUCGUUUGACGGCCACCACUACAUCUCCUCUGUGGCCCCAGAAGGUCCUGUGGCCAAACACGGCCUCCUGAGACCAGAGGACGAACUACUAGAGGUAAACGCGGUGCAGCUGUACGGCAAGUCGAGGCGCGAGGCGGUGGCGUUCCUUCGUGAGGUUCCCCCUCCCUUCACCCUAGUGUGCUGCAGACACCUGACAGAGGAGAACUCAGACUACCAGCAUGACCGGGACGAUAAGUGGCGCUCGCCCAGCACUGCUGCCAGCCUCUCUGAGAUGGAAGCCAAGCUGUCUUCUGUAUGGGUUAGUCAGGCAUACCGCCGAGACCCUACUGGUGACCAGCUUCAGCAGGACCGAGCCACCCUAAAGGAGAUCUCAGAGGAGGACCGAGCCACCCUGAAGGAGAUCUCAGAGGAGGACCGAGCCACCCUGAAGGAGAUCUCAGAGGAGGACCGAGCCACCCUGAAGGAGAUCUCAGAGGAGGACCGAGCCACCCUGAAGGAGAUCUCAGAGGAGGACCAAGCCACCCUGAAGGAGAUCACAGAGGAGGAGCAAGUGCCCACAUGGAAUGAAGAGGGAGAGCUGGCUCUGUGGUCCCCAGACAUCCAGUUGUUGGAGCUGGAGAAGAGAGAGAGAGGCCUGGGCUUCAGCAUACAAGACUACCAGGUGAAGGAGGAAGGUGGAGAUGGUACUGUGGAGAAGCUGGAGUCCAGAGCCCUCUUUGAUCAGCUCUCUCUAGGUCAGUCUGUGAAUUCCUGGGUGGAGACUGGGGACAGCGAGGCGGACUUGGACUCCAGGAACGGAAGAUCAGAACUCAUCCUCACAGACACAGACUCGGUGCAUUUGAUUGGCACAGAGAGGAGAAAGAGGAGGGGCCAGGGAGGAGGACGACACAGUGAUCUACCUGAGAGGGAGGAAGGAGAGGGAGAGGAGACCCCUGCCUUCAGUCACUGGGGACCCCCACACAGAGUGGAGGUGUGGCAGGAGGAUUGCGAGUCUCUUGGCAUCAGCAUCGUGGGCGGGCACAGCGUCAUCAAGAGACUGAAGAAUGGAGAGGAACUCAAGGGCAUCUUUAUCAAGCAGGUACUGCCGGAGAGCCCAGCGGGACGCACUCGCUCCCUCAAGACUGGAGACAAGAUAGUGCAGGUAUCAGGUGUGGACCUCCAGAAUGCCAGUCAUGAGGAGGCAGUCCAGGUCAUCAAGACAGCUCCCAGUCCCGUGGUCUUCAUCGUUCAGAGCCUCUCUGCCACGCCAAGGCCUGUCUCACUAACGGCGCCCAGUUACAGAAAACACAAGGCAAAGAGCAGAGUCAUGCCGCAGAAAGCAGAAGUAGGAGGUGCCCCUCCCCCGAUGAGACUCCCCCCGCCCUACCGGCCACCCGGUCAGCUGACAGAGGACCAGGACGAAGAGCUGGAGGGAGUCAAAGAGCUGAUCAGGUUGCGUUACGGAGAGCUGUGCGGGGAGCUGCUGUGUGUGGAGCUGGACAGGGAACGCCAGGGCCUGGGUCUGAGCCUGGCUGGAAACAAGGACCGCUCCUGCCUCAGCAUCUUUGUGGUAGGCAUCAGCCCCGGGGGCCCCGCCGCCAAGGACGGACGCAUCCGCGUAGGGGACGAGCUGCUGGAGAUCAACAACCAGGUCCUGUAUGGCCGCAGCCACCUGAACGCCUCGGCCAUCAUCAAGAGCGCCUCGUCCAAGGUCAAGAUUACCCUGAUCAGGAAUGAAGAUGCUAUCAACCAGAUGGCCGUUCCCCCCUUUCCAAACCCUCCUGUUGUCCUCUCCUCCACUGAAACCCCCAAACCAGCUGCAGUAGCAUCCCCGGCCCCCACAGAGAAGUCUCAAACCCCAGAGAGCCUGGCCCUCGGCAGGGGACCCCUGGAGGCCUCCAUCUCCAUCAGCGAGGUGAAGUCCAGUGUUGGGUCCAGUGGGAGCACAGCUACGGAGCUUGUGUCCAGAGAAGCAACACUCAAGAUCCUGCGAGAUACUUCGUCAAAGAAGGCCUCAGAGAACAAGGCGGAGUCUUCAGAGAGUGUGACUGUGCUGGCUGCCGAGACCCCCCUGGGGCAGACUGCGAACCUGUCCAAAACCUGUCGGCUCUCCUGUAAGCUGCCUGUGGUGAGCUCUGUGAAAGGGGAGCUGGUGCCCCCUCCUGCCUCUAUCCUACCUUCCUCCUGCAGCAGCCCAGACUUUGAGUACUGCAGCAAAGACACAGCCACGUGCCCUAUCGUUCCAGGCCAGGAGAUAAUCAUAGAGAUCGCCAAGGGUCGCUCUGGCCUGGGUCUCAGCAUUGUAGGGGGAAAAGACACCCAGCUGGAUGCCAUAGUGAUCCAUGAGGUAUAUGAGGAGGGGGCGGCGGCACGUGAUGGACGACUCUGGGCUGGAGAUCAGAUCCUGGAGGUAAAUGGUGUGGACCUGCGUAGCGUGGCCCAUGAGGAUGCCAUCACAGCCCUAAGGCAGACUCCGGCCAAGGUGUGUCUUAAGGUUCUACGGGACGAGGCGAGGUACCGCGACCAGGAGAACCUAGAUGUGUUCAGUGUGGAACUGCAGAAAAAGGCUGGCCGUGGCCUGGGCCUCAGUAUCGUCAGCAAGAGGAACGGCACAGGGGUGUUCAUCUCGGACGUGGUGAAAGGGGGCGCCGCCGAGCUGGAUGGCCGGCUGAUGCAAGGGGACCAGAUUAUCUCUGUCAACGGAGAUGACAUGAGGUCUGCCAUGCAGGAGACGGUAGCUGCCAUUCUCAAGUGUGCCAGGGGCGUGGUGCUCCUGGAGCUGGGCCGACUGAAGGCUGCCUCCUGGCUCUCUUCCAGACGUCCCUCCCAGGGAAGCCAGCAGAUGAGUCACGUGAGUGCCAACAGCACAAUCUUCACGCCCCACCCCCUGCCAAACUCCACCCCUUCCACCUCUCAGCUCCUCAAUAACGUCAGGAAGCCAAUGACAGUGGGCAUGACAUCAUCACAGAGCGCAGAAACAGGGAUACGCACUGUGGAGAUUACAAGGGGUCCUACUGAUGCAUUGGGGAUCAGUAUAGCUGGGGGGAAGGACAGUCCUCUGGGGGAUAUCCCCAUCUUCCUGGCCAUGAUCCAGGCCAACGGGGUGGCAGCAAAGACACACCGGCUCAAGGUGGGUGAUAGGAUCGUGAGUAUCAACUCCCAGUCUCUGGAAGGUCUGUCCCAUGGGGAUGUAGUCACCAUGCUGAAGAAUGCUUACGGCAGCAUCAUUCUCCAGGUGAUUGCUGACACCAACAUCAGUGCUAUAGCCAGUCAGGUGGAGAGUAUGUCGACUAGCAGCUGCUCCGAGACACAGCCAGGGGAAACAGAAGCCCCCAAACCCAAGAGUAUCUGCCUGGAGAAGGGUUCUGACGGCCUGGGCUUCAGCAUCGUAGGAGGCUUCGGAAGCCCUCAUGGAGACCUGCCAAUCUACAUCAAGACUGUCUUCAGCAAGGGGGCAGCAGCGGUGGACGGGCGUCUGAAGAGGGGUGACCAGAUCUUGUCUGUGAACGGAGAGAGUCUGGAAGGGACCACACACGAGCUGGCUGUGGCCAUACUGAAGAGACAGAAAGGGGCCGUCACCCUGGAUGUGCGGUCCUAGCUCACACACACUCUAACCCUUGAACUGGUUUGAACUCCCCAACAUGUUGGAAGGAGUUGACCAACAACUGAUGCCCGUCUCCAGCCCAUUAAUCAGCCCGUUAACGUGAAGGGGACAUUGGUUCUGGAAGGAUUCAGUCAAUAAUUAACACAUGUGGUUGAACCAUGGGAAAUAAGAGGACUGUAUAUGGGGGGUUGCAGGAAGUAUGGACACCUCAUUUCCUGUGUGCCAUCUUAUGAGCUUCACUGUGAGGGCGGUUCAACCUCUGUACUGACUGGAUACACGACUCAAAAUGGUGGAUGAAGCGAGGAAGCGAAGUGGGAAGCUUUAUAUGUGAACGAUGUGAAUAUCGGAUCUCUUUGUGUCAUUUCAACUUUGUGUGAUCACACAUCAUAGAACACUGAUAGGGCAAUAUGAAUGGUUCAGUUGGUUAAGGAGGUCUCUUCACCAUUAGCCUAGCGUUAGCUUAGCAUCUCCCUUAUGGGGAGACACUGGUUAGCCGUUAGCGAUGUUAACAGCAGGUACUGCUAAUGUGAAAACUGAGGAGGAAUGGUCUCGGCAGGACGCACUAAACUGGAACAGAUACUACACACACACACACACACACACACACACACACACACAUGCACAAUAGGCUAGUUAGUCACUGUCAGGUUGUCACAUUCUCAUUCAUCACAGACACUUGUCCAUUUGUCUCAUGUCAUGUCAUACUUGUUGCAAACAGACAAUUUAAACACCUAGUGACUGGCUCUUACACAACAACACUACUCAGUUCAACAGUGAUUAGGCUAGACAUGGCCAAAGGAAGAAGCAAUGCAUUCUAUAGUAACUGGUAAACAGCCGUGCACUUCUAAUAGACUUCAUAACAUGCUCAUAAGAAUGACAUAACUCCCUCUGUAGACAUUCAAAGGCAGUUAUAAAGGCCUCCCAACUACCGGCAGGUGUCACUAUACAGUACCUUGUGUAGUCCUGCAGGAAGUUGCGGUAGGAAGCUUCUUUAUUCAUUUUUUAACUUCUUUUUCAUGGUAUCCAAUUUGUAGUUAUAGUCUUGUCUCAUCGCUGCAACUCCCGUACGGACUCGGGAGAGGCGAAGGUCGAGAGCCGUGCGUCCUCCGAAAAACAUAACCCAACCAAGCC